Messenger RNA from Vicugna pacos (alpaca), 1170 nucleotides. It is a transcript of the gene ATP5MG, whose product is annotated as ATP synthase membrane subunit g. Gene Ontology annotation, molecular function: proton transmembrane transporter activity. The record is from RefSeq and is a predicted model, not a curated record. Gene Ontology annotation, biological process: proton motive force-driven ATP synthesis. NCBI's taxonomy places the organism in Eukaryota, Metazoa, Chordata, Mammalia, Artiodactyla, Camelidae.
GGCGGCCUGACCUUGGAAGCGGAACGGGGUCCUGCGGCAGGUCCUUCCGGGCUGGUGACAUUCAGCCGGCCAGUCGGCCUGACGGCCUUUCAGUCCUGGAACCAUGGCCCAGUUUGUCCGUAACCUCGCGGAGAAGGCCCCGGCGCUGGUCAACGCUGCUGUGACUUACUCGAAGCCUCGAUUGGCCACAUUUUGGCACUAUGCCAAGGUUGAGCUGGUUCCUCCAACCCCUGCUGAGAUCCCUACAGCUAUUCAGAGCUUGAAAAAAAUAGUCAAUAGUGCUCGAACUGGUAGCUUCAAACAGCUCACAGUUAAGGAAGCGCUGCUGAAUGGUUUGGUGGCCACUGAGGUGUGGAUGUGGUUUUAUGUCGGUGAGAUCAUAGGCAAGCGUGGCAUCAUUGGCUAUGAUGUUUGAAGACCAGUUUUCAACAUAUGAUCAUAUUUGGUUUAUUCUUGGACCAUGUAUUUGAAUAAAAUAACGUGUCAGAAUCAGUGUUUUCUCUAUCAAACACCACAUGGAAGGUCACAGUUUCUGCUGAUACUAGGUUGGGUUGUUUUUUGCUUUAAUAUAUUAAUAUAGCUCUAAAUGCAUGUCUUUGCUUAUUUAGCCUGCAGUUGGAAAGGCUAUAUUUGAAUAUACCAACCUGGUGUGUAUAUGAGGAUAACAUUUUAUUUUGAAGGCUUGCAAUUAAAUGAUAUUUAAGCUUCAUUUCUAGAAAAGUCAGGGGAAAGACUGAGAAAACUAGAACUUGCUCCAGUAGGAGAAAUAUUACCACCAUGUGCCAAACAUAAUGUAGUUAAAUCAUGGCAGUAGUAUAAAGAAUAAAAUGUGGACUGUUUUUCUUUGCUAAAAUCAGAAAGACCCUUUUGACAACACCUAUGUCUAUAAAUGUGUGCUUUUUGUGAACUUGAAUAUAGCCUCCCCAGGAGAGAACAGCAAAGUGAUACUCUGUGUAUCUUUGUAACAUCUUAACACUAAAACAGUGAAUGAAACCAGUGACCUGUAUUUUUCAUCUAAUUUUAACAUGUGUUAUGUUAUUAAUCUUUUUUUAAGCACCUAUCUUUGCAAUGAUAUAAUAUCCUGUAGAUAUUUAACAGGGUUAUAAUUUAGUAUCAUUCAUGGGUCUAAAUAGUAUAUUAUGUCCUGAAAUAAAUACAGGUGAUUAGGUA